AUGGAGAUGAACAAGUCCCGGUGGUGUCGCGCCACCCUGCUGCUGCUGCUGUCCCUGGCUCUCCGCGGCGCGGCGUACCUGCAGGAGCGAAAGAACUACAUCGUGCACCUCCGGCCGCGGGAAGCCGCCGACGGCUCCGUCGAGGAGUGGCACCGCUCGUUCCUAUCGCAGGCGGCGGCGGCGGCGGCGGCGGCCAGGCUGGACUCCGCGGCCGACGGCGGCGGCGACGACGGCCCGCGGAUCAUAUACUCCUACAGCGACGUCUUCACGGGCUUCGCCGCGCGGCUCACGGACGAGGAGGCGGAGGCGCUGAGGGCCACAGACGGGUGCGCGCGGCUGUACCCGGAGGUAUUCCUGCCGCUCGCCACCACCCGCUCGCCGGGCUUCCUCGGCCUCCACCUCGGGAACGAGGGCUUCUGGAGCCGCUCCGGGUUCGGGCGCGGGGUGGUGAUUGGGAUCCUCGACACGGGGAUCCUGCCCAGCCACCCGUCCUUCGGCGACGACGGGCUCCAGCCGCCGCCCAAGGGGUGGAAGGGGACCUGCGAGUUCAAGAACAUCGCGGGGGGAGGAUGCAACAACAAGAUCAUCGGGGCGCGCGCGUUCGGGAGCGCGGCGGUGAACUCGACGGCGCCGCCCGUCGACGACGCGGGCCACGGCACGCACACGGCCAGCACGGCCGCGGGCAACUUCGUCGAGAACGCCAACAUCAGGGGCAACGCGGACGGCACGGCGUCCGGGAUGGCGCCGCACGCGCACCUCUCCAUCUACAAGGUGUGCACGCGCAGCCGCUGCUCCAUCAUGGACAUCAUCGCGGGGCUGGACGCCGCCGUCAAGGACGGCGUCGACGUGCUAUCCUUCUCCAUCGGCGCCUACUCGGGCACGCAGUUCAACUACGACCCCAUCGCCAUCGCCGCGUUCAAGGCCAUGGAGCGCGGCAUCUUCGUCAGCUGCGCCGCGGGCAACGCGGGGCCGGAGCCCGGAACGGUCGGCAACGGCGCGCCGUGGAUGCUCACCGUCGCCGCGGGCACCAUGGACCGCGCGAUACAGACCAAUGUCAGGCUCGGCAACGGCGAGGAGUUCCACGGCGAGUCCCUGUUCCAGCCCAGGAACAACUCCGCCGCGGACCCGCUCCCGCUGGUGUACCCCGGCGCGGACGGCUUCGACGCGAGUCGCGACUGCAGCGUGCUGCGCGGCGCCGAGGUGACCGGCAAGGUGGUGCUCUGCGAGAGCAGGGGCCUGAGCGGCCGCAUCGAGGCGGGGCAGACCGUGGCGGCGUACGGCGGCGUGGGCAUGAUCGUGAUGAACAAGGCGGCGGAGGGGUACACCACCUUCGCCGACGCGCACGUCCUCCCGGCGUCGCACGUCAGCUACGAGGCCGGGGCCAAGAUCAUGGCCUACCUCAACUCCACGGCCAACGGGACGGCGAGUAUCGACUUCAAGGGGACGAUCAUCGGCUCGUACCCGUCGCCGGCGGUCACCUUCUUCUCGUCCCGUGGGCCGAGCAAGGCGAGCCCGGGCAUCCUGAAGCCGGACAUCACGGGCCCCGGCAUGAACAUUCUCGCGGCGUGGGCGCCGAGCGACUCGCACACGGAGUUCUCCGACGGCGGGGCCGACCUCUCCUUCUUCGUCGAGUCCGGCACGUCCAUGUCGACGCCGCACCUGAGCGGCAUCGCGGCGCUCCUCAAGAGCCUCCACCCAGACUGGUCACCGGCGGCGAUCAAGUCGGCGAUCAUGACGACGUCCGACGCGGUGGACCGCACGGGCCUGCCCAUCAAGGACGAGCAGUACCGGCACGCCACCUUCUACGCCAUGGGCGCGGGCUACGUGAACCCGGCGCUGGCCUUCGACCCCGGCCUGGUCUACGACCUCCACGCCGACGACUACAUCCCCUACCUCUGCGGGCUGGGGCUCGGCGACGACGGCGUCACGGAGAUCGCCCACCGCCCCGUCACCUGCGGCGGUCUCAGGGCCAUCACCGAAGCGGAGCUCAACUACCCGUCCCUCGUCGCCAACCUGCUGUCCCAGCCCAUCACGGUGAACCGCACGGUGACCAACGUGGGCAAGGCGAGCUCCGUGUACACCGCCGUGGUGGACAUGCCCAAGGACGUGUCGGUUACCGUGCAGCCGCCGAUGCUCCGGUUCACGGAGCUGAAAGAGAAGCAGAGCUUUACGGUGACGGUGCGGUGGGCGGGGCAGCCCAACGUCGCCGGCGCCGAGGGCAACCUCAAGUGGGUCUCCGACGAUUACAUCGUGAGGAGCCCCCUUGUGAUUCCACCCAAGGGAGAGUAG
This is a messenger RNA of Miscanthus lutarioriparius, 2289 nucleotides long. NCBI's taxonomy places the organism in Eukaryota, Viridiplantae, Streptophyta, Magnoliopsida, Poales, Poaceae. The record is from the annotation of a GenBank genome assembly.